UUGCUGACGCAGUUCUCUUCUUCUUCUUUAAAUCAGUUCUUGGGGCUCUGUCUGCGGCAGUUUCACUCAUUCCCAUUAUUACCAUCUGACCUUUCAGCCUUGUUUUGUUCCCACAGGCAAGGGAUGGCGGAAGUUGGAGAAAGCUCAGGUGCAAAACCUUCUUGCGAAAUCUGGGCCAAGCUUGUUCCAUCAGACUCGAGAUAUCCAGAUGUUGAGAUUAGCUCAGACGAGAUUGUAAUUUGCUCAGAGAUCUUGUUCUCUUCUACUGACAAAUGGAAGUGGUGCAAAAUAACAAGGAGCUCAGACCAUUCUUCUGCCACCAUACAAAAUAAAAGUUCAAAUGCAAUAUUCGUUGAUGGGACUGUAAUCCAAGCUGAUGACACUGUUGUUAUCAGAUGUGGAAGUGAAAUUACUUCAGGUCCUGAUAAGGAAGGGUACUUAAGCUACAGGUUCAAUGUAUUGCCUGGUCCUGAAACUUGUCAGAAGCAGUUAAAGAUUUCUAUGGAUGUUGAGCAUGCAAAAUGCUGCAUUUGUCUAAAUAUAUGGCAUGAAGUUGUUACUGUUUCUCCUUGCUUCCAUAACUUCUGCAAUGGAUGCUUUUCAGAGUGGUUAAGGAGAUCACAGGAGAAACGCUCAAGUGUACUCUGUCCCCAAUGUCGAGCAGUUGUCCAAUUUGUUGGAAGAAAUCAUUUCCUGCUUAACAUUGCGGAGGAAAUACUAAAAGCGGAUUCUUCACUAAAACGCUCCGAUGAAGAAGUGGCAAUUUUAAAUUCCUAUGCAACAAUACGAUCAAAUCUUGUCGUAAGCUCUGGAAAAAGCCUCCGUGGGAAAAGGGCUCGCUCAGAAGUGAACGAGGCAGUUGAUGAUUCACCACUUCCAUGCCCUCAAUGUGGUACUGAAUUUGGUGGGUUUCGCUGCAAUCAAAACACCAUUCAUCUGCAAUGUCAAGCAUGCGGAGGAAUGAUGCCUUCGCGAACCAAUAUCAGUGUACCUCAACACUGUUUAGGAUGUGAUAAGGCAUUUUGUGGUGCAUAUUGGAAUGCACAAAGGGUUGGACAUAGUGAUUCUCAUCGCAUGUGCAGUCGGGAGACUUUUAAACCAAUCUCAGAACACACCAUCUCUAGAAUUCCUACUUCGGCACACGAAAACAAUCGACACGAACAAGUUAUCACUGAGAAAUGUAUUGCACAGUUGGGGAGAACAUUGCAGGAUGUUAUAGCAGAAUGGAUUGCAAAGUUGAACAACAGAGAAAUUGACCGGACAAGGAUGCCGCUGAAUCAUGCUGAGAUGAUAACUUAUGGGACACCUACGUGCAACAAUUGUUAUGAGAAAUUGAUCUCAUUCCUCUUGUACUGGUUUCGGAUUUCGAUUCCCAAAAAUCAUCUACCUCCGGAGGCAUCAAACAGGGAAAAUUGCUGGUACGGAUAUGCAUGUCGAACACAGCACCAUAAUGAAGAACAUGCUCGCAAAAGAAAUCAUGUUUGCCGGCCAACUAAGGGUUCUAAUAUGUAGAUUCUCUUUUUAAUCUGUUUUGGGCAUGGUGUGGCCGAUUACCCAUGAAUCACAAGUUUAUUGACAAGCUUAACCUCUCUGAUCUACCAGGACAGCUAGCCACAAUUUAUGGACACCUUCACCUUAUGUUGACUCUUCAGUUUUAGGUCUAGUGGUACUUUUCUUUUCAAAAUUGUCGUUUCCUGUGAAAAGUUGCAAUGUCUUAAAUUCGACAUUCGAAUUCUAUUCCCCCAUUGACAUUCAGUAGUUCUUUUAUUUCAAAAA
Prunus mume (Japanese apricot) is the source of this 1776-nucleotide messenger RNA. RefSeq names its product RING/U-box superfamily protein. The record is from RefSeq and is a predicted model, not a curated record. Gene Ontology annotation, cellular component: nucleus. Gene Ontology annotation, molecular function: ubiquitin-protein transferase activity. Gene Ontology annotation, biological process: protein ubiquitination; mitotic cell cycle checkpoint signaling; ubiquitin-dependent protein catabolic process. NCBI's taxonomy places the organism in Eukaryota, Viridiplantae, Streptophyta, Magnoliopsida, Rosales, Rosaceae.